GUGGACGAGAACACGAGGAAGAGUCUCUUCAAGUUACGCUCGACGUGGGACGACGUGUUUCCGCUGAAGAAGCUGUACGCGCUCGACGCCCGCGUCAACUCGGUGGACCCGGCGUGGCCGAUCAAGCCGCUGCCGCCCACCGUCAACGCCAGCAUCCACGUCAACCCCAAGUUCCUAAAGCAGUCGGAGGAGGCGCCGUCUCCGCAGCCCGCCCCGGCCCAGCCGGUGCCGGCCCCGGCUCCUCCGGCUCCGCAGCCGGUCCCGGCCGUCAGCCCGGCCAGCCUGAGCCAGGAGCAGCUGAUCCGGCAGCAGCUGCUGGCCAAACAGAAACAGCUGCUGGAGCUGCAGCAGAAGAAGAUCGAGCUGGAGCUGGAGCAGACCAAGGCACAGCUGGCGGGGGGGUUCGUGAUGCCGACGGCAGUCUCCGCCCCUGCAGCCGCGCCGAAGACCGCCAGCCAAACGGCUCCGGCGGUGCGGCCGUGGAUCCCCCCUCAGACUCCGCCGGACGUCAAACCCCCCACCCGAGACCCGCGUCUGAACCGCACCGGCCCGGCGGCCGCCUCCUCCCCCCAGCCCAAAGAACAGCCUGCUGGGAAGAAAGACGGCCCCCCCGCGACAGGAAGCCACGCGUCGACUCCGGAGAAGCCCGCCCGCCCGGAGAAGGUCAGGACCCCGAAGAAAGAGGCGUCGGAGGAGAAACCCAAGUCCAAGCCCCCGUCGCCGAUGGCCAAAAGCAUCCCGAGUAAAAACAAAGCGGCGGAGCCGGACACUCGGUCGGCCGACGGCACGAAGAAAGAUCCGAGGCUGAAGAAACGGCCGCAGGACAAGACGGGCGACGCCAAGGACGACGAGAUGAAGGAGAAGAAGAGAUGCACCGACAAGAAGGAGCGAGAGGAGGCGGCGGCGCGCGGACCGGACCCGCACCGGGUCCCCAAGGGGAAGCUGGUCAACGGCUCGGUCGCCAAACACGACCGCGAGGCGUCCGCCGAGAGGCUCGAGUCCAAGACCGGAGGCAACGCCCGCACGCACGCCAGGAAACGCACCCGGUCCAGGUCUCGCUCGCCCUCCGCCGCCGCCUCCCCGAAGAGGAAGGACCGGCGCUCGCCCAAGAGCCGAACGCGGAGCAGCUCUUUGUCCCCGUCGCCGUCGUCUCACAAACCGGGAAAACCCAGGAGAGUCCGGGGCGCCGCCGACGAACCCGAGCACGGCAAGCCCGGCCGAGAGGACCGCCCCGCGCCCAAGAAGAACCAAUCGGAGAGCCGCAGGUCCAAGAGGCCGGCGGACGACCGGCGCUCCGAGUCCAGAGACUCUCAUUCACCGAGGAGCCACGACGGCAAGGAGGCGCCGCACCGCUGGAGGAGCGGCUGGGAGGAGAACAAACAUCCGAAGCUGCCGGAGGAUUCUCACAUGAAGCCGGCUCCUCCGAGACACAAACCGUACGGGACCCCGACUCGCCCCCACCCCCGGACCCCGAAGCACCGCCUCAGCGUGGACGCCAACCUGCAGAUACCUGAAGUCCUCAACUCCGCCUCCAAGAAGGAUCUGCUCCGGAGGGCCAGCAAGCGUCUGGAGAGCGGGGAGAUUUCCCAGGAGGACUUCCUGAACAUGGCCCACCAGAUCAAACACUUCUUCCAGUACCAGGAGGAGAAGCAGCGCUCCGACAGCUGGGACGACCCCGCCGACUACCCCCCCAAGAAGCCGCUGGCGCCGCCGCUGCCGGGCCCCCCCGCCGCGCCGCGGCCGCACGACGCCAUGGACGCCGCGCAGCUGUCCUACUACGAGCACAAGUCCAAGCUGAGGAAGACGCAGGUGAACCGAGCGCGCGCCGCCGGAGAGGAGUGGGACGGCGAGGACAGUUCGGAGGAGGGGGAGGGGCAAGGCGAGAAGACGUGCCGCGGCGCCGGGCAGCCGCCGGCGCAUAAAUACAGCCGCGCGCCACGGGACCUGCAAGGCGAGCGGAGGAGUAAGGAGCGCGAGGAGCAGCGGCCCCCGCUCGGCCCCAUGAUCGAGGAGUACAACCACGGCAAAGAGUUCCCGGCCCUGAAGUCUCUCCCGGGCCUCCGCUUCAGGAGGAGGGCCGACCCCCGAGAGCCCAGUGAGAGGGAGUGGACCUCGCCGCUGACGGAGCGCCAGCGCUUCGCCGAGCGCGAGGUGCCGAAGAGCGGCUACGACGCGCCGCGGCGGUACGGCCCCCCCGCCGACCCCCGGAGGCCGGAGGGGGGGCCCCCGCUCCCCGGCACCGUGGUCCACAGGAACUCGCCGAGCCCGGCCGGUCUGGACCUGGCGGCUCCCCGGAUCGAGCGGGAACGCCUGUCCCCCUUACACCAGAAAGAGUUGGCGGAGCUGAGCCCGCGGUUUGAGAGCCCCAACAGCGAGCACUCCGACGACGGGCCCCUCAGUCUGGACCCCCACGUCCCCCCUCCUCACCCUCUCCCCCCGCCUAAAUCCAUCCUCAAGGGCCCGGCCCGUGCCGGACCGCUGUCCUCCGUGCGCCAGCACAGUGACUCACCGGGACACACGCCGCCUCAUGACGGCGGGCCCCCCCCGCCCCGGUACGACGCCCCGGGACACAUAGGCCCCUCCAGACCAAACCCCCCAGGGUGGUACGAAAACAGCGGCCCCGGGCGCUUCGAUGACUCGUCCCGCUUUGAGGGGCCUCCCCACCAGGGUCCCGGCAGGUUCACCAACAACGGGGGCGGCGGGGGACAUCACAACAUCCCGGAGAGGUUCGACGGACCCCUCAUGUCUCACGGGCCAAUGGGACGCUUCGACGGCCCCCCACACCCUCAGGGCCCCGUGAGGUUUGACGGUCCCGUCGGGCAGCAGCCCCCCGUGAGAUUUGAGGGGCCAGGACACUUCGAUGGCCCCAUGCAGCGCUUUGAGGGGCCGCGGCGCUUUGAUAACAACAUGGCACCGGGCCCCGGAUCUGGGCCAAUGGGCUUCCAGCAGCAGCAGCGGCCCAUGCGCUUCGACGGCCCCCCCAACCAGAUGGGCCCCAUGCGGUUUGAGGGCCCCGGCCCGAUGCACUAUGAGUCGCCGGGGCAACCGGGCCCCCGGUUUGACAUCCCUAACGUGCACCAUCAGGGCGGGCCCCCGCUGUACGAGUGCUCCCCCGGCCAGCAGGGCCCCAUGAGGUUCGCCCCGCAACACAACCUGCAGCCCAUGAGGCCCAUGGCGCCCCCCAUGUACGAGAACCCCAUCCCCCCGCAGCAGAACUUCAACAUGGCCCCCCAGUGCUUCCCGGAGCCAAUGAACACGGCGUUCCCCUCGGGGCUGGCGUUCCCGGCUCAGCCCAGCAUGCAGCCGGGAGGCGGGACCUUCAACAUGCAGCCGGCGCCCUUCAGCCAGCCGGGCUCCGCCCCCUUCUACAGCCCCCCCGCGGCCCCCGCCGUCAGCAUGCAGCAGCCGGUGAACAUGUUGGGGGGGCUCAACCAGACGUUCCUGCCUCAGAACCCGGCGCCUUUCGGACAGCAGACUCUGCAGGCCCCCCCCCCUGAGAACCACUUCGGUCAGGUGGACGUCAACGACCUGCUGUCCAAGCUCAUCUCCAACGGCAUCAUCAAGCCGUCGCAGCCCGACGCCAUGGCAACCGCCGCCGCCGCCGAGCCGACGUCCGCUCCGGCAGCAGCGCCGCCUCUGGUGGUGGAGGAGGAGGAGGAGGAGGCGGAGGUGGAGGAGGAAGACGACUUCCCCGACUUAACGAGCUUCAACGUCGACGACAUGAAACAGCGUUACGAGAGCGUGGUGACCCGGCUGUACUCGGGGAACCAGUGCUGCCUGUGCAGCAUGAGGUUCACCGCCACCCAGACCGACCUGUACGCCGACCACCUGGACUGGCACUUCAGACAGAACCACGCCGGCAAAGUCGCCAGCAAGAAGAUCACACACCGCCGCUGGUACUACGGACUCACG
Molecule: messenger RNA, 3912 nt
Organism: Etheostoma spectabile (orangethroat darter)
Lineage: Eukaryota; Metazoa; Chordata; Actinopteri; Perciformes; Percidae
Gene: pcf11
Product: PCF11 cleavage and polyadenylation factor subunit
Biological process (GO): termination of RNA polymerase II transcription; mRNA 3'-end processing
Cellular component (GO): cytoplasm; mRNA cleavage factor complex
Molecular function (GO): mRNA binding; RNA polymerase II complex binding
Source: RefSeq, a predicted model, not a curated record